Molecule: messenger RNA, 11996 nt
Organism: Pectinophora gossypiella (pink bollworm)
Lineage: Eukaryota; Metazoa; Arthropoda; Insecta; Lepidoptera; Gelechiidae
Gene: skd
Product: mediator of RNA polymerase II transcription subunit 13
Exons: 31
Coding region: 138-5537 (1799 amino acids)
Biological process (GO): regulation of transcription by RNA polymerase II
Cellular component (GO): mediator complex
Molecular function (GO): transcription coregulator activity
Source: RefSeq, a predicted model, not a curated record
UCCGCCAUUUUCCAGUCGCCAUUGAAAGGUGAAAACUUGGCUAAAUGUCGGUGAUGAUUUUAAGAUUUUGAGUGGUUUCUUUAAGAUUUGAACUGUUUUUAGUGUUGUGAAAUGAAAAUGAAGUGCCCAGGACUACCAUGACGCAUCAAAAUCACCAAACAAACGGUGCAAGUCUCGAGGAUUGCCACACAAACUUCUUCGCCUUGACUGAGCUGUAUGGCAUAAAAUGGCGUAAGCUCGUAUGGGGCGAGAGCACGGGCGGCGGCGAGGGGGACGAGGGCGGAGCCCCGCUCGCGGACCCCGUGAUCAGCAGCUACGCGCGCUGCCUGGCCGGCGACAUCCUGUGCGUAUGGCGCAGGGUGGCGCCGCCGCCAGUAGACAUCUACGACAUGAGUCCGUCUGCGCCGCCGCCGCUCUCGCUCCGCGCCGCCAAGGAGCUGUGGAUCUUCUGGUACGGCGAGGAGCCCGACCUGAAUGGACUCGUCGCGCCCGAGCUGAUUGCCAGCCAAGGCGACCAGGGAUCGUGGGAGAGCGGCUUGUCCUACGAGUGCCGCUCUUUGCUGUUCAAGGCCCUGCACAACCUCAUUGAAAGAUGCUUGUUAUCGCGGGACUUCGUGAGGCUGGGCAAGUGGUUCGUUCAGCCCUACGAUGGCGACGAAGAAGAUGUUGGCAAGAGCCCGUGGCACUUGUCUUUCUCGUUCGCGUUCUUCCUGCACGGCGAGAGCACGGUAUGCGCGUCGGUGGACGUGCGACAACACCCGCCCGUGCGCACGCUCACCGCCAAGCGGCUGGCCAAGCUCAACUCGCAGGACUACAACGGCGACGCUAAAGUGAUCCUAGCGCCGUUUGGUCUGGAAGGCACGGUGACUGGCCGCGAAUGGAGCGACGCGGACCCCGCCACGGCGCGCCUGCUGGACGCCUGGAGGCAGCUGUACCCGCUAGAGCAGGGCUGCCCGGCCGUCGAGGUGUCGUGCGGCGGGGUGCGCAUGCGCUACCCGGGCCCGUACGUGCUGGUGACGGAGAUGGAGGCGCCGCGCGCGCCGCCGCCCGCCGCGCAGGCGCUGGCCGCGCGCUCGCUGGCCGCGCUCGCCACGCCCGCGCCGCACCAGGCACCGGAACUAUCCUACACGGAGCCGAUGCCAGAGAAAGCUGAGGACUUCACCGACCCCACCAGGAAGACCACCUGCUCCUGCGCAAAGUGGCGGCGGCGCCGCGCCGCGCGCCCGCCCGCCUUCCACCGCCGCGCGCGCCGCCUGGCGACGGGCCCGGCGGGCGCGGCGGCCAGCUCCCCCGGCAGCUGCGGCGCGGCGUCGCCGGCGCAGGCGGGCUCCGCGCCCUCCUCCGCCGGCGCGCCGCCACCCUCGCCGCACGCGCAGGCGCUGCCGCAACUCCAGGCGGCGUCCCUGGCGGCGGCGCUGCACACGCCGGCGCCGACCCCCGACCCGCACGCGCCGCCCACGCCCGCGCCGCCCUCCGCGCCGCAGACCACCAAGCUCUACCACCAGGGCGACUCCCCCCCGCUGAGCGGGUCGGCGGGCACCACGUGCGCGGCCUCCGCCCCCGAGGCGCCUGCGGAGCUGUCGCGGCGGCCCGUGCUGCCCGUGGCGGAGCGCCGCGUCGACCCGCUCGAGGACGAGCACUCGUUACACAUGCUGUACGACUACACCACCGUGCACGCUUGGCUGGAGCACCCGGUGAAGCGGUUCAAGGCGGAAGAGAACUGGUUCCACGAGGAGUUGGCGCUGGGGAGACGCGGGGCCGACGACCUCUACGCUGGUCACGACCACACCAACCUGCCCGCCAUGCUCGACCACGCGCUGCCCGACCUUAAGCACGAACAUCAUGAGGAUGUAAAAGAGUACAAGAACCUGUUCACAUCAGACGGCCUGUGCGCCACACUGAAAGACCUUGACCAAAUAUUCGACAACUCUGAUGACGCGGCCAGUGGGGAUGAGACGCUGCAAGUACAAACGCCGCCGGACUCGAACAAGUCAGUGGAGGAGCGGUGCGCGGGCGGGCUGGGCCGCUGCGUGCGCGCCGAGGAGCUCAGCAAGAUGUUCCCCACGCCGCCCUCGCUCGAGGCGCACGCGCAGCCCUCGCCCGGCUUCACGCUGCCCGACGACGCCACGCCGCUGCCGCACCGCCACGCCGGCUCGCCGCCGCCCGACCCCAUCGAGGACUGGUCGUACGUGUUCAAGCCGCCCACGAUGUACAAAUACGUGGGAUCGUCCAAGUACGCGCCGCUGAGCACGCUGCCCAGCCAGCUGCUGCCGGCCGUGACGCUGCCGCCGCACGCCGUGUACCGCCCGCGGCCGCACGACAAGCGGGACCGCGACGACGCCGGCGCCACAGACGCGGCGCCGCGCGCACACGGAGUGAAACGGUCAAGCUCCCCAGCGGCGGAGGCGCGGGCGCCGCAGCGGCGCAGCUGCCCGACGGCGGGCGCGGGGGCCGCGGCGGGGGCGGGCCCGGCGGCGCCGCGCUCGGUGCCCUCCCCCUCCCCCGCCUCCCCGCGCCGCAAGCCCGAGCCCGAGCGCGCGCGCCGCGCCUGCCCGCUGCUACUCAACGUGCUGCUGGCCGACACUGUGCUCAACGUCUUCCGAGACCACAACUUCGACAGCUGCACGCUCUGUGUCUGCAAUGCUGGACCUAAGGUGGUAGGCAACAUCCGAGGCGCAGACGCGGCGACAUAUCUAGCUGGCGCGUGGGGCGACGAGGAAGCUCCAGCGGCAGACGAUGAACCCUCCCGGUGUUCCUGUGGAUUCAGCGCCAUCGUCAACCGACGGCUGGCACACCGCGCUGGACUCUUCUAUGAGGACGAGAUGGAAAUCACGGGUCUAGCAGAAGAACCGGGCGCGCGUAACCAGCGCCGCAACUGUGGUCUGGGCGACGUGGCGGCCGUGGUGCUGGCAGCGUGUGCCGCGCCGCCCGCCGGGGCCGCCUCGGCCCUAACCCGCGCCGCCUCACUCGUCGCGCAGCAGCGACCGCCGGACGAACUACGGCUCAAUCAGCUCGAGUACUCGGACGGCGGGCUGGCGGCGGCGCGCGCGCUGCGGGCGGCGGCGGGCGGCGCGGGCGCGGGCGCCGUGCACCGCUGGCCCUUCAUCGGCGCGCGCGCGCCGCGCUCCUCGCGGGACGUGGUGCGCCUCAUGCGCCGCCUGCGCCCGCUGCUGCAGGACGCGAUCCAGAAGCGGUGUUGCGGCGCGCGCAUGUGGGACGGCGUGACGGGGCCGCUGACGUGGCGGCAGUUCCACCGGCUGGCGGGCCGCGGCAACGAGGACCUGUGCGAGCCGCAGCCCGUGCCGCCGCUGCUGGUGGGCCACGACCGGGACUGGAUCUCACUCUCGCCGUACGCCCUACGGCACUGGGAGCGCUUAUCCCUGGAACCUUACUCGUACUGCCGCGACGUGGCCUACGUAGUCUUAGCAGCGGACUGCGAGGCCCUCACUGACCCUCUGAAGACCUUCUUCCGAGAACUAUCAACAGUCUACGAGUCCUGCCGUCUUGGCCGCCACCAGCCCAUCACGCGGCUAGCUAAAGACGGCCUGGUCAGAACCAUGCCCAAUGAAAAUACACGUGACGCUAACUGUGAAGAGUGGACUGGUGAACUACCGCCUGGUAGAUUAGGAGAGUACCUGAAAGCUUACGCAGAAAUGUUAAGGACGAGUUUAGUGCCGCAGUUAGCGAAUCUUGGGUUAGAUAGGAGUCUAGUGGAGAGUGAGAAGUCGAGUCACCUGGAGAGGCCGCAGCCGUCGCCCAUGCGGCCGCCGUCGACGCCCGACCACCCGCCCACGCCGUCCAGCCAGAGCGACCAGGAGGAGAGUACUGCCAACUGCACCACCACUACGCCUGGGAACCCCAAUAAUACUCCUGGAGGCGGCGGGUCGUGGUCGGAGGAGGAGGCGGCGGCGCCGGCGCUGGUGGUGUACGUGGUGGAGCCGCCGGGCGCGCGCGCGCACCGCGCCGCCGCGCUGCACGCGCUGCUGCGGCUGGCCGCGCGCCUGCACGACCACCUGCACCACCACAACCCGCUCGUCAAGAUAAUCUCCCUAGAAGGCGUGUGCGAGACGUGGGGCUGGGGUGGCUCCUUGGCAGCGGAGCUCCGAGCCCUAGCCUUCAGUGUGUUCAGCUCAGCGCGGCGCCUACUGCAGCACCACGCCAACGGCAAGUCGCUCACCGGCUUCGGCACUGCCGCCACCGCCAACCUCUUCAUCAACUCCAAAGACGAAAAGAACCGCGCGCCGUACAAGCUGUUCUCGCCGGCGUGGGUGCUGGCGCCGCCGCGCGCGCUGAAGGAGGUGGCGGAGACGUGGGGGCAGGCGGGCGGCGGCGGCGCGGCGGGCGCCGGCACGCUGUUCCUGUCGUACUGCCUGUCGCACGACCAGCGCUGGCUGCUGGCCGCCGCCACCGACGCGCGCGGCGAGCUGCUCGACACGCACGCCAUCAACAUACACGUGCCGCCCAGAUCUCGUCGGCGGCGAUCGGCGCCGGCGCGGCGACUGGGGCUUACAAAGCUGCUGGACUGGGCGCUGGGCGUCAUGAGCCAGUCCGCGCAACCCUGGAGGCUCGUGGUUGGAAGACUCGGCCGCAUUGGACAUGGCGAGCUCAAAGGCUGGAGCUGGCUCCUAUCCCGCAAGAACUUGACCAGAGCGUCGGCAGUGCUCCGCGAGAUAUGUACAGCGUGCUCGGUGGUGUACCCCAGCAACGCGCCGUGCAUCCUGAGCGCCUGUCUGGUGUCCACGGAGCCCGACCCCUGCCUGCGGCUCAUGGCCGACAGGUUCACGCCCGACGAGAGGUUCUCACAAGCCUCCAUACAGUCGCACCUGCACACCCCUAGAGACGUCACCGCCACGCAUAUACUCGUGUUUCCUACCUCUGCUACUACGCAGUCAAACCAAAUGCCGUUCGAGCCGCCGAUGGCUAACGGCGAGGACAACGACAUGAACAUGUUCCUAGACGUGGACAUGGUCGACGAGGACAUGGGGGAGGAGAACAUGACUGACCUGUUCAUGGGGGACAUGUUCGCGUGGGCGCCGGGCUCCCCGCGGGCCUCCCCCCGCCGCCACGACGACGAUGACGUCAGAGACGGCAGCCCGGCGAGGCAACACCAGGUGGCCAGCCAUGCGCACGCUGACCAUACUGCGGAACAAGUGGGCACUGUGCUGCAGCAGCCGCUGGCGCUGGGCUACCUGGUGUCGACGGCCCCGCUGGGCGCCAUGCCGGGCUGGUGGUGGGCGGGCUGCUCGCACCUGCGCGACGCCUGCCCCGCCUUCCUCAAGACGGCGCUGCACCUGCACGCCGGCAGCCUGCAGGCCUCCGACGACUUCACCUCGCUCACCGCGCCGCAGCGCCGCGACCACAACGCGCACCCGCUCGACUCCACCACCACCACCGACGUGCUCAGAUACGUACUAGAAGGCUACAACGCUCUCUCGUGGCUGGCCCUCGACGGCAGCACCCACGACCGCCUGUCCUGCCUGCCGCUCCACGUGCAAGCCUUGAUGCAGCUCUACCACACCGCCGCCGCACUGGGGUAGACAGACGAAACAAACUACAGGAUUCGUUAUAUGCCUCUUGUAUACACGACUGGUGUUUUAACGGCUAUGUUUGUAUAGGGAUUACUUAGUUAAUUUUCAAAAACAGUAAUGUCGUUGACCGACUUUAGCAGCCCUGUGUCAUGUUAGAAUCGCUACAACAUAACCACAACCCACGACUAUAAUCCCGAUUAGGGUAGUGAUACAUCCAUUGCGUGAUGAAAUAAGUGACAAAAUUUAGAAUUGAUUACAUGAACAUUUUAUAAAGUUAAAUCAACUUAGCCGAUGAAAUUCCGUUCUGGGGGGUUAAAAAGGCCACAUUGAAGCAGUAGGCUAGUUUCCAACUAAUCGAAUUAGUUGCUUUUUACUAAACGUCAAAACACGAAAUUCCUAUGGAAUUUGUAUGAAAAAGUAUACUGUGCACACAAAACACAAAAGUGACAAAAUGUCGCAAUUAUUAUUGCGUUUUUCUUUAUUAAAAUUUAAAGUUAAAUAGAAAAAAGAAAACGUUAUUGUAACCUUUAGAUCUGUCUUUAUUUAGUAAUCAUCAUCAUCAUCACCAGCCCAUUAACGUCCCCACUGCUGGGGCACGGGCCUUCCCUAUGGAUGGAUAGGGAGAUCGGGCCUUAAACCACCACGCGGGCCCAGUGCGAAUUGGUGGUUAUUAACGACUGCUAAUGCAGCCGGGACCAACGGCUUAACGUGCCUUCCGAAGCACGGAGGAGCUCGAGAUGAAAACUUUUUUUUUGUGGUCACCCAUCCUAUGACCGGCCUCUGCGAAAGUUACUUUACUUCAACAAUCGCAGAUCGAGCGUGUUUACCGCUGCGCCACCGAGCUCCUCCGAGCGAGCUAUUUAGUAAUCAGAAUUUCAUAAUUCAUCUUUGAUCUAGAAAACUCCAAUUCUUUCGGUGUGACCUUUUCAAACCCCCUAUGCGUUAUAUGUAAGUGUGCUUUAUUCCAAAGUAAAGUGUUGUCAGUGUUAUUAGCACGGGACACAACCUUGGAAUAGAGUAUUUGUAAAGGUUAGUUCUCAGUCGGCUUGAGGGCAUUAUGUUUGUUUUGGUUGCUUAUAAGCUCCCAUUUGUUUGAGGUAGCACAUGAAUUAUUUAAUAAUAAUAAUAAUAACUACCCCUUAAAAGGGAGAAUAGAAAAUAUACUAUAAAAAUAAUAAUAAAAAAGUCUAUUUAGGUAAAACCUAAUACCAUCCCAUUGCUGGGCACAGGCCUCGAUCAGUCGUAGGGAGUAUGGGGCAUACUCCACCACGCUAUGUAUAUAUUCUACAACAAUCCAUAUUUUGGAAUUUCGUAUUCAUAAUUUAUGAAUGACUUUUAGAUUUGGAACCCAGUUUAAAAUUAUGUAGUACCUCAAACAUUUGGUUAGCGAUUAUUUAUUUUUCUCUAUUUAUUCUUACCAAAUACAAAUUAAUUCCAUUAUGACACUAUUUCGCGUCCUAGAUCGAUGGAAGAAGCAGUGGGAAUGUACUCCUAGGUGAAGACAGUACUUAGAUAAAUUGUAAAAUGUAAAGUUUAAGUAUAGGGCUUAUUACACUCACCUGUCCGACAGGCUAGAUGCGUCAAGGUCACAGUGGUUGCCAUUCAUCAUCAUCAUCAGCCCAUUAACGUCCCCACUGCUGGGGCACGGGCCUUCCCUAUGGAUGGAUAGGGAGAUCGGGCCUUAAACUAUCACGCGGGCCCAGUGCGGAUUGAUGGUUAUUAACGACUGCUAAUGCAGCCGGGACCAACGUCUUAACGUGCCUUCCGAAGCACGGAGGAGCUCGAGAUGGAAACUUUUUUUUUGUGGUCACCCAUCCUAUGACCGGCCUUUGCGAAAGUUGCUUAACUCUUCAACAAUCGCAGACCGAGCGCGUUUACCGCUGCACCACCGAGCUCCUCAUGGUUACUCCCCACCAACUCCCGUUUCCUGAUCAGAUCGUGUAGUCUAAUAGCUAGGCGUGUCGUUACCAUGGAAACCACCCGUGACCUUGACGCAUCUAGCCUGCCAACAGGUAGGUGUAAUAAGCCCUUAGGAUGGGGGGGUAUGGUAAGCUCUGGGGGUCUAAAUAGGCUACAAAUGGGUCUGUGGGUUGUGAGGGCAAUGACCGAUCGCAUCAACCUUAAUUUUAGGGUCAAAAGACCCCUGACAUGACUCAAGUCAUGAAUACAAACUUAAGUAAAUACAUACAUACUUAAGUAAAUAAUCCGGGAUCGAUUGCUUAACAUCCUAAGCGCAACCAUGGCAUGUACGGCUUCAAUGUAUCCGUUAUAGACCCUCUUGCGGGCCUAGCACCGUAAGCACGCGACUCUUUCUCGCUGCGACAGAGAUCGUCUGUCUCUUUCUGUGCGGUACUGUCAGAGAGUGACGGGUGACAGUCGCGCGCUUUCGGUGCUAAGCCCGCUGGUGUCAACUUGAACAGAAUUAAGUUCUACCUAUACUUAUGAAACAUAUGUUACUGACAGCCGGAUUACCAAACACAACAGCAGCAAAUCCAGACACUUUGUUUUUUACUGAUUGGUCAAUAUACACAAUAAAAAUUGUUUUCUUUGUUUCAAACCUGGUUUGCAUAAAGUUUUUUUAUUAAUAUAUUUGCGUCAGUGAUUUUACUUUGGUUCCUAUACAAAUGGCAAAAACAAAACAAAUAACCAGUUGUCAACUUUGCGCGCGGAUACUUAGUGUCCUACAUACAGUCAUGAGCAAUAUAAUGUACCCAAUGAUAGAUCAAAAAUGUGGUUUAGAACUUCCGUUGUAAGAAAUAUUAGCGACAUUCAGUGUUAGGCCAUAUCUACGCACAGACACGCACUUUCCUAUGCCAUCGUUUCCCGUCACUCUGCACUGUAACAGCGAGAUAAUACGAAAUCAACGAGGACUUCGGUCCCGCUCUUGGGGUGGUAUUAAUAAACGAAUCUCAGCUGAGACUGCCCUCAAGAUCAUACUCAAGUCUCAGUUUUUAUAUGAGAACUGUCACAUUGACAUGAUCUUGAGGGCAGUCUCAAAGCUGAGAUUAGUUUAUUAAUACCACCCCAAGAGCGGGACCGAAGUCCUCGUUGAUUUCGUAUUAUCUCGUUCGCUCUAGUGAAUAACGGUUCUGUGUGACAGAAAAAGACAGAAGCAUAGGAGAGUGUAAGGCAAUGCGAUUAGAUGUAGUUCAACACUAUGAUUGGUUCUAAGUUCGUUCAGCUAGCAAAGAUAUAAAUUAAGGUACUUAUGUACGCGUUACUUUUAAGGUCGCACAUACCAUGAAAGGUAUUAGAAAAAUAAUAAAAGCCGGGAAAUUGUACCUAGUUGAAUAGCAAUCUUUCGGUGGUCCAAUUCGAAAUAUGGUUUUAAAAAUCAUUAAGGUGGUUUUGUGCCUAAGUACGGGCGCAUACAGGUAGAUCUUUAAACUAAAUUAAAUAUUUGAGUUUUCUUUCUUUCAUGUAAAAGUACAUCGGACUUUGUACACGUGUAUAAGUGUAUUGUAUAUUAUACACCUCUGCCUACCCCUUCGGGGCUACGGGCGUGAUCCUAAUAUAUGUUAUGUAAAAGUGAAACAUCUAUAAGGGCGUCUCUCACACGCUGUAUAUGUCCGUACUAAGGCCCCAAGGGAUUGUUCGCUAAGGACACUUCAUUUUUGUUUCCCAUACUUCCAUGAGUCUUUCGCUAAAUUCAUACUUCCGUGAUCUCUCACUCCAUUACCACGAACCUCAUUUUAUAUAGCCUAGCAUUCAUUACUACUACAUAAAUUAAUUAUAAUGCCCCUACGGGCAUCGGGCACCGAGCCCAUAGCAGCGCGGGCUCGCCCCAGGCUGACGCGCCGCCCGUUCAGGGUUAAAGACUUAUUUUACAGUAAUUAUAAUGUAGACAAUUUUUUAUAAAUGUUUUUAAUCGGCGCGCGACAAAUCCGGAAUUUUAUACAAAUCAACAGUCGACUUAAGUUUUUAACGAAAAAUCAAACUUCUUUACAUUAUUCACGUCACAAGUUAUGUAUUGCAAUUUAAUAAUAAUUACGUUGUUAAUAUGUAUAUUUAAUGUAAGUAUAUUAUUUUUUUACAUUAUUGUAUUAAACCGGUAUGACUUACCAAAGGAGUUAGCUACGUGUAGUGUUUUAUAUUUUAACAAGGUUUUACUUUAGCUGCCACCAUUCUGGUUCUAAACGUGCUGCUUUCGAGAUAUACCAAAUAUUGAAGAGCUUUGGGCUUGCAUGAAGUAUACAGUGAAUAUCUCGAUAAGCAGCAGUUUAGAAAAGAAUUCGGCGCAGGAUUCGUUCCACAGACCGUUUAUUCAACAGGGUUCUCAUUUCGUCUCAAUUUUAUUUGAAAAUACAUUACUCAUUAAAUUAAAACCAUUAUUUUUAUAAGAUUUUUUUAUGUUGGAAUUUAAAUUAUUUUCUAUCUUAUGUUUUUGACUUGAAUAUAAAUCAUGUAAUGCGUAAUUUAGAAACAAUUUUAAUGUAAUUAAUGUAUUUAUAAACAUUUUACAAGAGGGAACAAAAGCUCAAUCAAAACAUGAAAUUAAUAAGCUCUUAUUGACAACUUUUUGCCCACUGAAGGACAAAUAUUGUUUUGUCGUUUCGAUAAAAGCUAGUGAAAUUAAACCGUUAGAAUGUUCUAAAUAAGGACCAAUAUCUGUCCAGUGGUGGUACGACAUUGGUUCCCAAUUAGUUUCUUUUCAGAAGUUCAAACUUGUGUAUCCCGUACAACUGAAAUUAUCCUUUGAAAAUAAAAGGUAGAAAAUAGGACGUUAGUCCGUAAUACCGCGUUCCUCAAACAACAUAAGUACAGACUUAUUACUAAUAAGUUCACUCACUGACCCCAAUUCCAGCAGACACCUUUAAGUUAUACAUUUUCUUAUUCACCGAAAAGAAAAGGGACGGGAGAUUGAAAAACUGUUAAUUUUAAAAUGAAUGAAUAACCCAUGCGAAUUAUAUAAUUCCUAUAUAGGCAUCUCGCUGUUAUGCAAUCCGUUUCACGCGUGCUGUCAACUUAAUUCUGUCGGGUUAUUGGCCAAUGUAUAAUUUUAAUUUUGGGAGGGUUGUUUCAAUUUCUGCGAGGUAAAUCUAGUUCGGCGUCCAAUACGCUUAUAUUAUUAUUUUUAUUCUAUGCUUUCGGGAUACACGUACUAAUUGGGAACUGUUGAUCAACUAUAUCAAAAGUACGAAAUGUUUACGGUUUUAUCUCUCGUAACAACUAGUGGUUUUAUAUUGAUACUCUAAAUAUACAAUUUUAAAAGUUAUAAACAUGUCUUCUGAUACAAACCUCUGGUCGAUAGUAUCGCAUUGUAACAUAAACACCAAUAGCUUACGGUUAGCUGAAUAGUGAUAAAGAGAGCCCCCUAGGUCAUGUUUGAAGUAGCGUUUUGUAUAAAUAGAAAUUCGUUUUGUAAAGAUAAUAAUAUGAUAUAAUGAGGAGCCCAUGGUUAUAACAUAGACGUUGCCAACGGAGCGGCCUUCAAAUAUUCGGAUACUUAAAGAGUACCUUUACCCUAACAAGUUAUAUGACGAGAAUAUCUGCCAUCGCUCCGGCGGCAACAAAGUAGCAAAAUUGUCGACCCGCUGAAUCUCCCAACAGUAUAAGUAGAUAUGAAAUUUUCUAUUUUAAUAUAUUUAAAGCGUAAGUUAGAGAGGUGUGCUGUGAAACAUGUAAAUAUGUCCGAGGAGUGUUAUGGGUCGUAUGAUUAUAGUGUACCUAUUCAUUUCAAACUAUUUGUACCAUUAUAUCUGUGGACGGAAUCGUUGUAAUCAAAUCAGAUUUACUGUAUUGAACAAACUGGCAUUGUAUUGUAUAUUUUUGUUGCUUAGUACCUAAUAUUGAUGUUUUCUCUCUUAUGUCGGUCCGGCGCGGCCGUCGCGCGGGCCGUAGGCAAAUUGCACGGCGGGCGCGCGGCCGCGCACCUCGCGCAUGCGCCGGCAGCGGGGCCGCGCGCGCCGCCCUUACCUAAAUUAUUGAACGUAGCAGCGGCGAGCCGCUACUUAACUGAAUUAUGCCUAGUUGAAUAUAAAAUGUUUUAAAUGUGUUACAGCAUUUGAGAAUAUUUAAUGAUGUUGUAUAUAGUUUAUAUUUGUUUUUAAACGUCAUUUUGUACAUAGACGGAGGUAGUUUUGAAUACCGUUAAUCAUUUGCCCACUUUGCCGGUGUAACGGAGCACGUUUUAAAGAAACCACUCGUAAUAUUUUGUACAGUUGUUGAGCGAGAUUCGUAGUUGAAUGUAUUAUUUUUAGGGUUUCGUUUUUGAACAUUUUUGUUAUUGUGAAUUUGUCAAUUUUUUUAGGGAAUCGGGAUUGUACUGUAUAUAGACCUCACCGUUUUGUCAUAUACUAGCUAUAAGUGUCGGUCGAAUCUGAUGAUUGAAGUGGAAAUCAAAUUUUCUAAAUGGAGCAAUCAUUAGGAUCGUAAAACAAAAUUAGUGUAAUACUUGAUAUUAAUAUAACUUUAUAAAUAACUGUGAAAAUAGGUAAUAAUAAUUAUGAAUAAAAUAUUACAUAUUUA